CUGACAAGACCAUGCCCCACCGGCCCCGAGGACCCCACGCCGGGCCGGCUUAGAGACGACGUGGCUGCCCAGCGCUUGGGCCAGGCCGUCCCUGCCCGCUCCUCCUCUGUCGCUGGAGAACGGCCGGGCUGAGCCGCUGGGAGAAGCAGGACAGAGCCUUCCGGGGCCUCGGCCCGGGGACCCGUGGAGGAUGAGCUGGCUCCUUCCCCUGACCAAGAGCGCCUCCUCCUCCGCAGCUGGGUCCCCCGGUGGUCUCACCAGCCUCCAGCAGCAGAAGCAGCACCUGAUCGAGUCCCUCUGGAACUCACACUCCAGUAUAGCUGAAAUACAGAAAGAUGUGGAAUACAGGUUGCCUUUCACUGUAAAUAACCUGACAAUUAACAUUAACAUAUUGCUUCCUCCACAAUUUCCUCAGGAAAAACCAGUGAUCAGUGUUUAUCCACCAAUACGGCAUCACUUAGUGGAUAAACAAGAAGUGUAUGUUACCUCUCCAUUAGUAAGCAAUUUUACAAUGCAUUCAGAUCUUGGGAAAAUUAUUCAGAGUCUGUUGGAUGAGUUUUGGAAGAAUCCUCCAGUUUUAGCUCCUGCUUCAACAGCAUUCCCAUACCUGUACAGUAACCCAGGUGGGAUGCCUCCUUAUGCUUCUCAGGGUUUCCCAUUUCUUCCUCCGUAUCCCCCACAAGAAGCAAACAGGACUAUCAGCUCUUUAUCUGUUGCUGACACUGUUUCUUCUUCAACAACAAGUUAUACAACUGCCAAACCCACUGCUCCUUCAUUUGGUGUCCUUUCAAAUCUGCCAUUGCCCGUUCCCACAACAGACACUUCAACACCGAUAAGCCAAAAUGGUUUUGGUUACAAGAUGCCUGAUAUUCCUGAUACAUUUCCAGAACUCUCAGAACUAAGUGUGUCACAACUGACAGAUAUGAAUGAGCAAGAGGGUGUAUUGCUAGAGCAGUCUGUGACUUUGCCUCAACUAAAACAAAUUAUUACUGACAAGGAUGACCUAGGAAAAAGUACUGAGGAACUAGCAAGAAAAAAUCUCUUUUUGGAGCCCAGCUUGGAAGCCAAAAGGCAAACUGUUUUAGGUAAGUAUGAAUUACUUACCCAAAUGAAAUCAACUUUUGAAAAGAAGAUGCAAAGGCAGCAUGAACCUGGUGAGAGGUAUAGUGCAAGGUUAAAAGCAGCUGCACAUGAAGCUGAGGAAGAGUCUGAUGAUACUGCAGAUUUCUUGGAGGGAAAAACGGAUAUAGAUGAUUUUCUCAGUAGCUUCAUGGGAAAGAGAACAAUUUGCCACUGUAGAAGAGCCAAGGAAGAGAAACUUCAACAAGCGAUAGCAAUGCACAGCCAGUUUCAUGCUCCACUAUAGAUUUUCCUGAAAACAUGAACUGCAAAGAGCGGAAUGGGACACAGAACUAGGCACGUUUAUAUUUAUGAUUUGCAAAUUGGCAUUUCAUCACAAUGGCUGAAUUCCGAGAUGUAUUGUAUAGGUUGUAUACAGAACUGAGACUGAUUUUGUAUAGAUUAGAAUGAUUGCUAUGAUAUUUGCUUUGAAAUUUUUUUCUGCACUAUUUGCACUAAAAAUGUUUAUUUAUUGUUGAUAAAUUCUAUCAUAUUUAAGUUCCACUGCUGUUCCUCUCUUAUUACUGA
Molecule: messenger RNA, 1647 nt
Organism: Dama dama (fallow deer)
Lineage: Eukaryota; Metazoa; Chordata; Mammalia; Artiodactyla; Cervidae
Product: vacuolar protein sorting-associated protein 37A-like
Exons: 1
Coding region: 191-1366 (391 amino acids)
Biological process (GO): protein targeting to vacuole; protein targeting to membrane; ubiquitin-dependent protein catabolic process via the multivesicular body sorting pathway
Cellular component (GO): ESCRT I complex
Source: RefSeq, a predicted model, not a curated record